This is a messenger RNA of Electrophorus electricus (electric eel), 4440 nucleotides long. It is a transcript of the gene cdh22, whose product is annotated as cadherin 22. Lineage: Eukaryota; Metazoa; Chordata; Actinopteri; Gymnotiformes; Gymnotidae. Gene Ontology annotation, molecular function: beta-catenin binding; calcium ion binding; cadherin binding. Gene Ontology annotation, biological process: cell-cell junction assembly; multicellular organism development; adherens junction organization. Gene Ontology annotation, cellular component: plasma membrane; catenin complex; adherens junction. The record is from RefSeq and is a predicted model, not a curated record.
AGGAGAGCGCAUCGUUCCCCUACGGUGUCUACUCCGCCGCAGCGCACUGAGGAUCGUGGCUUAUUCGAGGGGCAUCUCGAAUUGCUAGGAACUCGAUCCGAAAAAAAACAAACCAUAGCUUCAUCUCUGCUUGCUAUUUGGUGUAUGGGGAUGAGAGGAACACUGAAGAAACCUGAAGAGUACAUUAACCACUAAGCUAUAAUAAAGGUGAGCUGCUCAUUUUCUAUCAUGUUCUCCCGGAGACCGUGGGAGGUCAAGUGUGGAUGCAGCCAAUGCCUUGUUAUGGAAGCUAUGCCAAAGCACCCAAGAGCAGGAUUCUCUGGAUUCAGUCCGCUCCACAUUUUCUGUGACCACAAAUCCAAUUUAUGAAAGAUUUCACUCAGAUUAUUAGCUGUUAUUAGGUUUGGGGCAUCUGACAUACCUUUUUCUCUCAUUUGGGAUGUAUGAGCAUCACUCGUAUGCAUGUGUAAAUGUCAGGCUCCAUUUUUCAGCAAUGGUAUGGAACAGUGCAAAUGGCCAGUUUUGACAUGCAUAGGUUUCCAAAAAUUACUAACGAUAUGAUUUUUGUUUUUCACUUCCUUGUGAAAUGUAUAACCUGGCUGGGAACGCUGCACUUUGGCCGGGACGAGACUCUGUCCACACGGCUAUCCUGAUUUCCAACCAUGUCUCGGCUCUUGCAUAUCACCUGAUCCCACUUGUCCUGUAGAGAGUUUCCAGCAGAGACAGAACUCUGUGGCCUCGAAGAUGGAGUGAACUCAGAGGAGUGAACUUCUUGCGCUGUCACUUCUCCGCCAUCUCUGAACAACUGCAGGAAAACCAAGAAUAAUAAAUAAAUAAAUAAAUAAAUAAAAGACACAGGAGCACCAAAACUUCUGGCUGUGUUGCCCAGAAUAGAAUACACAUUCAGAAUGGCCCGUCUCCAUCUAUAACUCCAACGUGCUGAAGUACAGCAGCAACCGAAUGUUUUUCUGAAAUGGUGAAAUAUCGAUUGGAUUUCUAGAGUCUGCAAACAGGAAAAAAAAAACAAAACUGUUCUUACUGCAUAUUUCUACGGAUUGUGUUUUUUAUAUCACACUUUUUUUUUCUUUUUCUCCUUUGGCAAAAUUAUCUAGAAGUGGAAAAAGGAAUUUGUCUCGACUGAGAUAGCAACCUUCACCACAUGUAGAGGGUUGAGAGGCUUCUGAGAUGGCAGCCUGUUGGACAGGAAGGGCAUUGGCCCUGUUGGUAGCUUUGGGGAUGUUGCACUGCUGGGGCUUGGCCUCCUGUCAUGCUGAAAGGACUAGCGCCCUGGUGGAGAGCAGGGCCCGGGAACGAGUGAAGAGGGGCUGGGUGUGGAACCAGUUCUUUGUGGUGGAAGAGUACACGGGAACAGAACCUCUCUACGUGGGAAAGAUCCACUCAGACUCAGAUGAGGGGGAUGGCUCCAUCAAGUACACCAUUUCAGGAGAAGGGGCGGGAACUAUCUUCAUCAUCGAUGAGGUCACGGGGGACAUUCACGCCACAGAGCGGCUGGACCGGGAGGAGAAAGCCUUCUACACCUUACGAGCUCAGGCUCGAGAUCGUCAGACCGACGCCCCACUCGAACCUGAGUCAGAAUUUGUCAUCAAGGUCCAGGACAUCAAUGACAGUGAGCCCAAGUUCCUGGAGGGCCCGUAUAUUGGAAGUGUGGCUGAGCUCUCUCCAAUUGGCACUUCAGUAAUGAAAGUGAUAGCGGCAGACGCCGACGACCUGACCUACGGGAGCAGCGCCAGGAUUGUGUACAGCGUUCUGGACGGGGAGAAGUUCUUCACAGUGGACAGGCAAACUGGAGUGAUUCGCACGGCGGUGGCAGAUCUCGAUCGGGAAACGCAGGACCGUUAUGAGCUGGUCGUCAAGGCGACAGACAUGGCUGGCCAAAUGGGCGGUCUCUCUGGCUCCACAACGGUGACCAUAGUGAUCACGGACGUUAAUGACAACCCUCCACGCUUUCCUCAGAAGAUGUACCAGUUUUCCAUUUCAGAAGGGGCGGCCAUUGGAACGUCGGUGGGCAGGGUGAUGGCCACAGACGAUGACAUGGGCGAGAACACAGACAUGAGCUACCUGAUCAAGGACGAGGAAGGAGGCGAGCUGUUCCGUGUGUCCACUGACGGGGACACCCAAGAGGCCGUUAUCAGCAUCCGAAAGCCUUUGGACUUUGAGAAAAAGCGGAUCCACAAUGUGGUUGUGGAGGCAGUCAACAAGCACGUGGACCCCAGAUUCGUGGACCUGGGCUCCUUUCGGGACCAGACCAUUGUCAGGAUCAGCAUCUCCGACACAGAUGAGCCCCCGAUUUUCUUUCCGCCUGCUGGUGUCCUCUUGGAAGUCCAAGAGGACGCCAAGCAAGGGGCCAUCGUGGGCGCCGUUACUGCCAAGGACCCAGAUAUGGAUAAUGUGCCUGUGAGAUACUCAAUAGACCAGAGCACAGACCAGGAACAGAUCUUCAACAUUGAUACAGUGUCUGGUGCCAUCACCUUGGGGAAGAUCUUGGACAGGGAGACGGCAGGCUGGCACAACAUCACAGUGACAGCCGUAGAAGCAGAUAACCAGUCCAUGGCUUCCCAGGCAGCAGUUAGCAUCCGUAUUCUGGACGUGAAUGACAACCCACCCGAGCUGGCCACACCUUACGAAGCCUCCAUCUGUGAAGAUGCGAAACCUGGCCAGCUCAUUCACACCAUCAGCGUUGUGGACAGGGAUGAACCUCAGUCUGGCCACCGCUUCUACUUCACACUGGCCCCUGAAGCCUCCAACAACCGCCAUUUCACACUGUGGGAUAUCAAAGACAACACGGCAGGAAUUAGAACCCAGCGCUCAGGCUUCAACCGGCAGGAGCAGAAUGUCUACCUGUUGCCCAUUCUUGUGGUAGACAGUGGGCCACCAGCCCUGAGCACCACCGGCACCCUCACCAUCCACGUGUGUGGCUGUGACCCGGACGGAGCCAUCCAAUCAUGCAGUGCCACAGCCUUCGCCAUGGCAACAGCACUCAGCCCCGGCGCCCUAAUUGCCCUGCUUGUCUGCGUGCUCAUCCUCGUGGUCCUGGUGUUGCUCAUCCUGACCCUGAAGCGCCAUAGGAAGGGUCAGCGCAUAUGCGAGGAUGAGGAAGACAUGCGUGACAAUGUCAUCAAAUACAAUGAUGAGGGUGGCGGCGAGCAGGACACGGAGGCCUAUGACAUGAGUGCUUUGCGCAGCCUCUACGACUUCCCCGAGGUGAAGCGCUCCGACACGGCCUCCGACCUCCGCUCACUCCCCCAGUGGGUCCAGACCCGGGUCGGUGGGUGCGGGGACGGGGGCGUGGCUGACUUCUCCCUCUUCAACGGCUACAUUCGCAAGAAGGUAGAGCAGGCGGACGGCGACCCGUCGGUGCCGCCAUAUGACUCCUUCCAGACGUACGCGUUCGAGGGCAACAGCUCGCCGGCACUGUCGCUGAGCUCCAUCCGCACGCUCUCCACCACGUCGGAGCAGGACUUCUCCUAUCUCAGCGACUGGGGGCCACGUUUCAGACAGCUGGCUGGGUACUACGCCCCAGGAAAGCCUGAGGAGGAGGGGUCCUAGCGCCACCCUCUCAUGCCCCGCCUACUCUGCCCAGCUCACUUGCUCGGCCUGCCUCCGUUGCACCGCCCGUUGCCCAUACCCUGGAGCUGCCUUACCUCCUCCCUCGACCGAUGCCCUCCAGCAGCUCUCUCCUUAGAUUUACCCUGGAACAGAGUCAAUAUUUGGUAGCACCUGCUGCUCUUACAAGCAGCAGACAGGUCACCUUUGGGAACGUUCAGGACAACUGGUGGGGGCGGGGUGAAAACAACAGGCAAGGCCUGGAGAGCUGGCCAAGUCUCACGUAACCUGGCACCUGUCAGAGGCCAACAGGAGAUCCAGGGAUGUGCCAUGUGCACAACACAGAGCUGUCACUAUUUCCUUUCUAAAUCCAUUUCUUUCUUGUGCGCGUUUGUGCUUUUCUUAGUCCAUCGGCGGAAACAAAGACUGGUGACUCACUGCGAGAUGAAAAACAGGACACAGUACAGCAGAACUGGGGGAAGUCUUUUACCAAGCCAAGGCAAAUGAUCCCCCAAGGAAAAAAAAUGUAUUUAUUAAAAAAAAGAUGAUAUUUAUGUAUUUAUUGCUUUGUAUUUAUUUAUUUAUUUAUCCAUCCUGGUCAUUGUAAAGAUCACAAGAAUGGAUUUAAUUGUAGAAGAUUACUGACGUGCACUGGAUGAGAAUAAUAAAGACUGGGCAUUGGAUGCAUUGGAUGCAACAGACUGAUAAGCACGACUUUUACAGGCCAUUGACAUCAGAGGAUGGUACAGUGAGUGAGAGAUCUGGGACACAAUCGUAAGAAAAUAAAAAUUGCAUUUAUUUUUUAGAAACCCUUUUGUAAAAUACAGCCCAACUGAGGGAAGGAGAGGUGUGUGUGCAGGAGCCUGGGUAAAUGUG